Messenger RNA from Leptopilina heterotoma, 5233 nucleotides. RefSeq names its product carboxy-terminal domain RNA polymerase II polypeptide A small phosphatase 1 (gene hzg). The coding region runs from base 708 to 1592 and encodes 294 amino acids. Gene Ontology annotation, molecular function: RNA polymerase II CTD heptapeptide repeat phosphatase activity. The record is from RefSeq and is a predicted model, not a curated record. The transcript is spliced from 5 exons. Lineage: Eukaryota; Metazoa; Arthropoda; Insecta; Hymenoptera; Figitidae.
AAAAACACCAGUGCGCAUGUGCGUCGUUCAGGGAACUACAUGUCCGUUUUUUUUAGAAAUCAAAACUUUUGGUAUUAUUUUGUAAAUUGUGCAAUUAAACUGACUGUGUAUUGUCACUAAACCUGCCAGUGGGGAUUUGUCUAUUGAAUCUGUUAUUUAUUUCAAAGUGAACGAAUUACAGGUGAUAAUUUAAAAUCGGAUUCUGUGGAUUGAAAAACGUUAAUUCAUAUCGACAUCGUUGGUUUGAAAAAAAAGAAAAAAAGAAAAUUUCUCCUAAGAGCGUAAGCGUGUUAUAUUAAAAACUUGCAAAAAGUUGAAGUAAACAAUGAUUCCGUGAUAGAGAGAAUAGUUCGUUGUUUUUCUCAGGCUUUCUCUUCUUUUCUACUAAAGAAAAAAAAUAAACUCAUAUGUCAAAAAGUUUCGAAUAAUGAUAAUUGAAAAACAAGUGUUGAAACUGUCAAUAAGUGAAAAAAGUGAUGUCAAUAAUAAUGAGACUAUAAGAAAUUCAUUGCUGUUAUUGUGAGGCCUUGAAUUUGAGGCGUCUCCGCAGAGUGCAUCUUUGGAAAAGGAGCAAAACGCGACACGCCAUUUUGGGUUUUGGAGCGGAACUCCUUGGAACUGUCGAAUUUUCGUGUCUACAUCCCGAGCGCGCGCAUCAACAGGAAUUCACAAUCAGUGACGAAGAAGACUAUCCAACAAAUGUUUAAAUGGACGCAUCGUCCAUUAUCACCCAAGUGUCACGAGAUGACGAGCUAGGGCAGUUUAAUAACGAGAAAGCACAAAUACCAAGGGAGAAUGAGACAACCACGAAUGGUUCAGCGACUGGAAGUAAGAAGCCACGAGGUCGGGGCUUUUUGCGUUCCUUGCUCUGUUGCCUUGGCCGAGGACGUGGUGGCAGUUCGAAAAGUUCGAAAGCAAGCUCAUUGCAAACAGAUGGACGUGGUUCACCGCCACCGGGUGUUGGCUCGCCGAGAUUUUUAUUACCGCCAGUACGUCAUCAGGAUAUGCACAAAAAGUGCAUGGUGAUUGAUUUGGAUGAGACUUUAGUGCAUAGUUCAUUUAAGCCGAUCAACAACGCGGACUUUGUUGUUCCGGUUGAAAUCGAUGGAACUGUACACCAAGUGUACGUUUUAAAGAGGCCUUAUGUCGAUGAAUUUUUACAGAGAAUGGGCGAAUUGUACGAAUGUGUUUUGUUUACUGCAAGUUUAGCAAAGUAUGCAGAUCCGGUGGCAGAUUUACUCGAUAGAUGGGGAGUGUUUAGAGCAAGAUUAUUUAGAGAAUCGUGUGUUUUUCACAGAGGAAAUUACGUCAAAGACUUAAAUAAAUUAGGCCGGGAUUUACAGCAAAUCAUUAUUGUCGAUAACAGUCCUGCCAGUUACAUUUUUCAUCCUGAUAAUGCUGUGCCAGUGGCUUCGUGGUUCGACGACAUGACGGAUUCAGAAUUAUUGGAUUUAAUUCCAUUCUUCGAGAAGCUUAGUAAUGUGGAGAACAUUUAUACAGUGAUGUGCAACAGUAAUCAUCCGUACAAUCAAAUGCUAUCAUCGGUACCGAAUAACCCCAGCCCCGGUUCAGGUUCAAUGGGCGCCUCCUAGCCCCAGCGAAAUUCUGGUCACAAGACCAGCCUUGUCAUCAUACCACGAUGUAUCUUAGGGAGAGCUCUCAAUGGGCUUUUCGACAUCGCUCAUCUUUCCUGCUGUUCUAAACGUUCGAAUACGUCUUAUUGAACAAUUUAAAAAAAAAGUAAGAAAAAAAACGAAAAGAAAAAAAUAAAACCUCUUUAUCAUCGAGGGACAAGAAAGGAGGAUGAAGCGCAAAAGACGAUUAUCUUCCCGAGAGGUCAAAGUAGAAUAGCAAUCGAAAUCGAAAAAAAACGCGAACUAAAUAUUCCUAAACUAAUUUUUUUCUUAAUCAUAAUUUCCAAUCGAAUUUUUUUCACAUUUUCGCAAGGGAAAUAUUGAUUGGAUAAAAAAUUAGCAGGAAUUAGAUACACUCAUGCACUGAUUUUAAUUACUAGAGAGAAAAAAAAUCAGCUUCCACUUUGCUUGUGUGUGAAUGAGAAUCGGGAGUAAAUGAAUACACGGAGUGGACCAUCUAGAUUCACACGGGAAAUGCCGAGAGAGAGAGAGAGAGAAAGAGAAAGAGAAAGAAACCUGGAGAGAUAUUUUAAAAGAAAACAUUUUUCAAAAAGGAAAAAAAGAAAAAUGGUUGGAAACCAUCCUUUGGCUAUAUUAGAGAAUUUUUUUAAAAAAAACUUUCACAAAUUGCAUAUCAAUUCUCAUCCCUCCAGGAAAAUCGUACGGAAUCUUGAAGAUCCUACUUUUUUUUGAAUCAUUCAAAAUAAUUAAUAAAUAAUAACUAACGAUUUAAGAUUAUUUACGAAUAGCCUUUCUAAACGAUAGGUUUCGACCUACGUUUUUUUACACCUACUAACGAAUAAUUAUCGGUAUUAGCAGCUUUUUUUUGUCAGUGAUUUACGCGGAGUACGGAUUACAAUUUACAAUAUUUAGGUACACUCGACAACUUAUUUUCUCUCUAACUCCCAAACAGUUUUUAAAUAUACAUAUAUAUGUAUAUAUGCGUGUAUGUGUGUGUGACGAAAUCAAAUAUGGAAUUUGAGGUCAAGAGAAAUUUUCACCUUCAACCUUUUCUUUGCCUGAUGUUUAUAUCAGGGACGCAUAAAUUCUCAUCACAGUCAAUAAUAAUUGUCAAAAUUUCAAAUAAAUUUCAAAACAAUUUUUAUUUUCACAGGCAAAGAAGAGAAAAGGAGGGAAUUUUAAAGAUUAGGAUUGAAAAUUUCAAUAUUGUACUUAUUGGGAGGUGAUAGAAAAUUCUUUUUUUUGUUUGUCUUUUAUAUUGACUGCCGCCGCUCUUUUCAAACUUUGUGACUCUUGAUGUUUAUUUUAGUUUCCUUGUGUUCUAGAUAAUAUCAAUUUAGCUUUUUUGAAUCUUUGAUGAAUUUUUACCUGAAAAACGCUUGCGUCAUUAUUGUCACUUGGUUUUUGCCCAGCAAUUUUCCUUUGUUGUUAUUAUGAGAGGGGAAAAAAAUUUAUAUCUCGCACACAUUAACAUUUCCAGUUUAUCCGACCUUGAAAUGAAAAUAACUCGACAUUAUAAUAUAUGACCGUGUUUUAUAUGUAAAACUCCGUGUCGAUAAUGUGUUUUUAUUUUUUUUCUAUCGUUUGUUCUUCAAUAACCGUAUAGAUAUUGUGUGGAGGAGACCAUAAUUAUCGGAACGUGUGGUUCUUUAUAGAAAAAAAAAAAAUACAAUACUGUGUCAAAAGCAAAGGAAAGUAGCUGUCGCGUGUUUUAAACAAAGUUUCAUAAUAAUACAAGAGCAAAAAUGUACUUUUACAAUCGCAAUUCACGUGCCUGUGACAUAAGCGUAAGGUGCAAGCACACACAAACGCUUUCGAUACUUUUUCACAUGAAAAAGGAAAAGAAAAAACAAAAUCAGAACACAAAAAAUAUAUUAGAAAAUACUCCGUCAACUACAUUCUUUUAAACUUUUUAUCCAGGGUGAAUCGGAACUUGAAAUCAUGACUUAAAAUGUCAAGUUUCUAUUUUAGAAUUAUUUUCAACGCUCUAUAUUUAUUUACAAAAGUUGAUUAUAUUUUACUUCAAUUAUUAUAAAUACACUUUUUAAAAGUUGAUUAUUUCAACGAAGGAAAAUAUUUUAAAAAGAAUAAAAUUAGUAAUAACAAAUUUUAUUGAAAAGGAUAAGAAGUUUAUUCCAAAAAGAAUAAUAACUCUUUUUAAAAAAUGAUUUUCACCCUUUUUUACACGAGAAACAAAAAAUGUUUCCUGAGAACAAUUUUUUACUUAACAUUUUUAUAAGAAUAGAUAAAAAAAAUUUCGUCAACAAAAUUUUAGCUUUUUAUACAUUACAUAUUACAAUAUUUAGAACAAAUAUUUCUUCUGAACAAAAAGAAUAAAAAUAAUCAAAAAUAUUGUACAGUGAUCAAACUGUUUAUAGACGAAAUAUUUACAUUUUUUAAUAAAAAUCUUUUUUUCUUUCUUUAUUAAUAAAGAAAAACUCUUCUCUGUGAAAAGAGUUUAAAAGAAAGUGGUUUUGAUACGGAAUAUUCGUGCCAGCAUUUUUUUUUUAAACAAAUAUUUCGACAUUUACAAUAUUUUAUUGCAAUAAGUAAAUAGCAUUUUAAUGCACAGAUUGGUGCUUCCUUAAUUAAAUAAAAAAAAAGAAAAAAAAAUAUAUAGAAUUUCGAUUUUUUUACGAAAAAAAAAAACUGUGAGAUAAGAAUAAAAUCGAAUUUUUAUCAUUAACCGGCGAAGGAUAAUGAAAUAAAAAUAUUGUUAAAAAAUGAAUUUGACUCAAUCGCUCAGUGAAACAUUGUUUGCUCAUCUGAAAGCGAGAAUACAAUUAUUAUUGUAAAUUAAAGGAAAACAAUUUUUAGAUUUAUUUUUUUCGUUUGUUAUAUUUGAAUCGAAAUCGCCGAUUAAUUAUUGUAUACAUAAACGCGAUAUAUUUUAUUCUUGUUAAAAAGUGAAAAAUUUUUGUCACUUUUUUUCUUUUUUUUCUACUUCCUCCUAGAGGAUGAAACAAUUUUUUUUUAAUCAAUAGGUUUGAUAAGAAAAAUUUUGAUUUGAAUGAAAAAAUAUGUAUAGAAGAGAAAGAGAGAACAAUAAAAGCCAUUCGCGAAAACUUUUUUAUAAAUACAAAAGCGAUUUCGUAGAUAAUAAUUGAAGUUUAUUAGAUUGGCUUAAAGCGAAAUAUCGAUUUAAUGCAGCGAGUAACUCGAGAGAAGAUAUUAAUUUUUAUUAUUAUCAUCAUUAUUAUUAUUAUUAUAUUGUACAAAAUUUGUCACAAAUGGUUAAAAAAAUAAUGGAGUUCAGAGUGUUGGACACGCGAGUUACGCAUAUGUAGAAAUAAUUAUAACGAUAAUGCCUUGAUUUGUAAAUAAACUUAAAACUUCCACUAAUAAUCCUUCUUCUGCGGAUAAAAAUGAAAACAAAAAUUAAAAGUGAUCAGUGCUUCGAUUUACGAAGUAGCGACAUUUUCGUACGGUUUUUAUAACUCGAUGAUUUUUUUUAUCUUAGAGUGAUUUUGUACAAUAAACAGAGCGCGAUAUCGUGAAUCGAAAAGCGUCACUGGAGUAUGUAACAUCCCUUGCCCUUUUCCCAAAAAAAACAACCCCAAUGUCCAGUUUGCUCUGUGAUUCUGUGUUUAAUAAAAAAAAGUAUAUAUAUAAAUAUAUAUAUGUUUGAUAAUCUGCAA